This is a messenger RNA of Pyrenophora tritici-repentis Pt-1C-BFP, 381 nucleotides long. The record is from RefSeq and is a predicted model, not a curated record. NCBI's taxonomy places the organism in Eukaryota, Fungi, Ascomycota, Dothideomycetes, Pleosporales, Pleosporaceae.
AUGACGCACAAACGGUUCGCUUGUUACCGCCGCAUUGCUUGUUACACAUGGCAAUGGAGUAGGCGCGAAGGAUCUACCGAUAGUCAACUAGCAGCUGCGUAUGUACCGAUAGUAGUCGGUGUGACCACACAAUCUGUGGGACGGCCUAUAACGGAUGGUCGUCUCCCACAAUCAGGUUCCGGAGCUGCGGGAAGGCAGCGGAUGCCAUCGCCUCCAGGGCCUUAUCGAGGCGCACACGCAGACGCAGCAACUGCAGCGCCGAGUAAAAACAAAAGGCCGGCACCUCCCCUCCCCCCAGACAAACCGCACAUGCGCAUGCACAUGCACUCAGCCGGAUCUCGUCCAAGCGAUGGUGGUGUGGGAAUACCAAACCUAGUCUGA